Molecule: messenger RNA, 1369 nt
Organism: Leguminivora glycinivorella
Lineage: Eukaryota; Metazoa; Arthropoda; Insecta; Lepidoptera; Tortricidae
Product: CKLF-like MARVEL transmembrane domain-containing protein 4
Exons: 4
Coding region: 267-788 (173 amino acids)
Cellular component (GO): membrane
Source: RefSeq, a predicted model, not a curated record
GAGUUGGUCGCGCUGUGUUCGUCAUCGCAGCGCAGCGGACCGUGGCGUCACAGUGUGUAGCAGCUAGCCUGGCCCAGCCCGCGCCGCCGCCGCGCGACCAUUCUCAUUCCCCGCCAGUCGCACGACGCACGAACUGUGUACCGCACUCCACUCUAAAAUGUGUCCCGCGCCCACAGUGUGCUAAUCUCCAAGUGUCAGUGAUUGUGAUAAAUAUACCUACACAUUUAAAAACUUUGUUUAUUCCUACCCGUUGAAGAUCUCAGAGGAUGAUGGCUCCCGAGACAGUAGUGACCGUAGACCACAACAAACCCACGCCGCAGCAAGCCCCGCCGCAGCAACAGGGCAAACCGCUCGACUGGAUCAAAAUUAACACAGAAUACUUCAAAACGCCACCCGGCCUGCUGAAAAUCAUCGAACUGAUCCUGGGCAUCCUUUGCAUGUCGCUGGCGUCGGCGUGGCUGUCGGCGUGGUUCGUGUUCGUGGCCGUCACCAGCUUCAUCACCACCGUCAUGUGGAGCAUCGUCUUCCUGCUCAGCGUCAGGGAGGCGCUCAGGAUUCCCAUUAACUGGGUGCUGUCGGAACUGAUCAGCACGACCAUCGAGACGGUGUUCUACUUCAUCGCCUUCAUCGUGCUGUUCGCGGCCACGGCGGCCUACAGCUCCAGCUUCUACAGCUACGGAGCCAACGUAGCGGCUGCGGUAUUCGGCCUGUUUAACACGGUGGCGUACGCCGGCAGCUCGUACCUGCUGUUCCAGGAGCAUCGGAGCUCCACGGCGGGCGCCGCGUGAGCCCCCCUCCCGCCCCCUACUACUAGCCGGCGACCACAAAGUGUUUCUUCUCGCAGUUACUCUCAGCUGCGAUCUCACCUCUAUUUAUAAAUCUCAAAGUCGUAAUAUUAAGUGUUUAUGAUUCAAGCAACCUUCUGGAUAUUAAUAAAAUUAAUAAAUAUCAGCGGCACACCGAUAGUACACUCGGCUAAAAUUAAUACGAACAAAGUAGAAGCUAGGUAAUAUUGCUGGCUGGCGUGGAUUUGAGACUGCAUUGGUAAAGUUAAGUUUAGACUGUUUUAAUUGCCACCGAGUAGAAAAUAAUCGACCAUAAAUGUCCAGUUUUCUUGAACACUAUCAGAUAUAGCAUAUAAAUGCCGAUUGUACUUAUAUGCCGGCACCGAUUUUUGAAUUCCGAACGCUCGAUUUCUUCACUCGAUAUUCAGCGGUAAACGGUGUAAUUUUUAGGACACGAGUGAUAGACAUUAAGAAAUCGUUUUCAAUUCUAUGAGGUCAAUUGAAACGCCUACUAUUAAUAUUAUUAAUAGUGGAGGUGUUCAUGAACAAAAAACAAGAAUUCCAGCGGCCGAAAUUCAAGAACA